Messenger RNA from Hydractinia symbiolongicarpus, 1517 nucleotides. RefSeq lists its product as uncharacterized. The transcript is spliced from 2 exons. Bases 1149 to 1517 code for a protein of 122 amino acids. The record is from RefSeq and is a predicted model, not a curated record. NCBI's taxonomy places the organism in Eukaryota, Metazoa, Cnidaria, Hydrozoa, Anthoathecata, Hydractiniidae.
GAAAAAAAUGUUUUUUUUCAUCUUUUAACGCGUUGUAACAUAUCAAGGUGGUAGUUGUAACGUGUUGUAACGUAUUGUAACUUGUAACGCAUUGUCAGUGAAGAAAAUGUUUUUUUUUAUCUUUUAACGCGUUGUAACAUAUCAAGGUGGUAGUUGUAACGUGUUGUAACGUGUUGUAACUUGUUGUAACGCAUUGUCAGUGAAGAAAAUGUUUUUUUUUAUCUUUUAACGCGUUGUAACAUAUCAAGGUGGUAGUUGUAACGUGAUGUAACGUAUUGUAACUUGUUGUAACGCAUUGUCAGUGAAGAAAAUGUUUUUUUUUAUCUUUUAACGCGUUGUAACAUAUCAAGGUGGUAGUUGUAACGUGUUGUAACGUAUUGUAACUUGUUGUAACGCAUUGUCAGUGAAGAAAAUGUUUUUUUUAUCUUUUAACGCGUUGUAACAUAUCAAGGUGGUAGUUGUAACGUGUUGUAACGUAUUGUAACUUGUUAUAACGCAUUGUCAGUGAAGAAAAUGUGUUUUUUUUCUUUUAACGCGUUGUAACAUAUCAAGGUGGUAGUUGUAACGUGAUGUAACGUAUUGUAUCUUGUUGUAACGCAUUGUCAGUGAAGAAAAUGUUUUUUUUUAUCUUUUAACGCGUUGUAACAUAUCAAGGUGGUAGUUGUAACGUGUUGUAACGUAUUGUAACUUGUUGUAACGCAUUGUCAGUGAAGAAAAUGUGUUUUUUUUCUUUUAACGCGUUGUAACAUAUCAAGGUGGUAGUUGUAACGUGAUGUAACGUAUUGUAACUUGUUGUAACGCAUUUUCAGUGAAAAUGUUGGCUCUUUUUCUUUUAACGUGUUGUAACGUAUUGUAACUUGUUGUAACGUAGUUCUAAAAAAGGUGCACUGAACUACAUUUGUAGGUGUCGAAAAUAGCUUCCCAGAUAGAAAUGUGCGGUUGCGUUUUUAUCAAAAAUGGUACCAAAUUUUGCUCGCCGGUCAGUAUCCCAUGAAAGAAAAGAAAUUGUUGCUGGUAGGUCCUCCUGAUAGUGGAAAGACUAGUUGGUUUGCUCCAUUUCAAGGUAAUUAAAUAAAGUUCGUGAAAACUUCUGACUUUUAGACGGCACUUACUGACAUACAUUUGUCCUUUUAGGCAUUAUUCCAGAAAUGUACAUUGCUGGCGUGGUUCGGGAUGGUCGAUUCUCAGGCCACCUGAUAAAUAGAAAUACACAAGUCGUAUUUAUGGAUGAAUGGACUAGCGACAGUCUAUGUUGUGAAGAUGCAAAAAGAAUAUUGCAAGGCGGCUUGGUUAUGAUCCCGCAAAAACACAAAGAACCGGCCCGUUUUCAAUACAAUUCGGGUUUUUUUAUAACAACUAAUAUAAUGCCGGACUUCGGAAAUGGUGUAGAUGGUGAGGCUAUCCUGCGUCGUCUUGAAGUUUUCGAAACUAAGACACUUCGAGUGAAGGACAAUAGCAUAACAAGUAAGUAUCUCAUGAGAAUAAAUGAUAACAAUGGUGUAAAUCAAUAUGCAUAA